GAUUGUCUUAGUCAGAGAUUUUCAUUUAAUGGAAAGCAAUCAAUGAAGUAAUCGACAAGACCAAAAAAUAAUCUCCGUAAGUAGUAUUUUGAUUGAUUUACCUCCUUAUUUCUUUUGUGACCCACCAUCUCGAUCUUAAAAAUACAACUCAGCCCUUCGGACGCACAACUGCUCUUUGAAGGUCAACUAAAGAUCGCCGAAAAAUUACAAAAAAGAUUGCUGAAAUAUUUGAAUUUCGCCGAGGGGAAAACUGGUUCGUUUUAGUUUUGUUGCUUGUAUGAUCAUCAGAGCGGCUGAAUUUUCUGCGAUUGAAAUUUUUUCUUUACCGGAAACCAACAGAGCUUUCAUGUUACAACUACCUAGCUUGGAUGGCUGUUGUGAGAUUUGACAACCUAUCUGAGAACGCGUAUCUCUGGAAGCACCUGACUGUGCAAAGUUUGGCAAAUGUCAUCAACUUUUGAUUGAUCCCAAUUUUUAUGGAUGUGAAAAUCAUUGCUGUUUGUCACCAGGUACGGUUUUGGCAAAAUAUUUUUCAUUUGAAGGUUUAAGCUUAGUGCAUUUAAUUAAUGAUAACAAAGCGAAUGGUGCAUGCCCUGACCCUUUUAGAACAUGACACUUGCGUAACAAUUUGAACGAAUUUCUGAAAUCCAUCUAGAUGGCCUCUCGGCCAUUUUUUUGGCCUUGCAUCUACAGCUUUCCUUAGAUAAUUGAGAUAUGCUACCAAGUUUGGUCUUUUUUUUUUUUUGCAACAUCAUGCAACGUCAUAAAUUUAAUCAUAGCAUGGUGUCGUCUUAGAAAGCGUUUGUGAUCAUACUACGUUAACGUGAACGUAUAGUUUCAACGUCAACUGUUUCGACGCGUGGUUUCUAUUUUUAUCUAAAAAAAAAAUGAAAUAAAAAGUGGCAAAGAUCACGGCAAAGGUCAGAACAGGAUCAUUGUCAACAGAAACAACACGAAUCUACGAAAUCGUUUGUGAGGGAAAAAAAAAGGAUAACAGUUUUGUGAAAUUAUGGCCGAUAACCUCUGUGGGUCAACUUCAAAGGAAUGUGCAACUUGUCAUACGAAAGAUUUACUGGUAAGAGAGACUAUGGCAUUUUCUCCAGUUAUAUUCGAUACAACCGGUAUUAGGUAAAUUUCUUUAUAAAACUAACCUAAAUUGUAUGAUGAAUUAGAUGUCAAAGCAACUGAUGAUUCUGCUAAAAUUGGUACGUAAACUCUUGUUCAAACUCACAGUAUAAGGAUUAAGUUGAUCUCUUUCCGGAAUGACUAAAAUAGUUUGUCUCCCGCGCAAAAUUAUCCACAGGAACUUUUCAACUUGAUGAUACUUUUAUUUUUGAUCUUAUCACAGUUUUACAUAGUUUUCCUUGGCCUGGUCUUUACAAAGCCUUUUGCUUUUCUUCAGUCAAGCGAGGAACGAACGUUCGAUAAAAUUUCCCCUUACGUAGCUAUGAUUUCGCUCGUGUGUUUGACGAUGAACUACAAUAGAAUGGAAGACUUUUUUGAACAGACUAUAACUGGGAAGAAUAAAUCGUUAUGUUAAUGAUGCAAUUUUUAUAAAGUUAAAUUUAUGGUGAUCUUUCGGUGCUUACCCGAUGGCUUAUUCUGCCAUGAACACAAACUAUUAAUAGAGUCGAUUCGUUGUCUAUUUUGCUUUCUACUUUUCAAUCGUGAUUCACGAGGAAAGACACAGUCAGUCUCAGUUACUGAAGCCGUAGUUCUAUUUUUGUCACGGAAGCAAAUAACAUGUGUGGGAAAUCGCAUCAAACAGAGUGCAUUUGUGAAUCAUUGGCACAAGUAAUGUUUUGGUGCACAAGUGCGCUAGCCGUAAGCGAGUGCGCAACUCAUAGCGCAUAACAGGUGACCAUUUAUGGAUAAAUGCACAGGCAAUCGAUGUGUACUUUUUUUGUUUAUUAUUUUACCUUAUUAUGACAUAAUGAAUUACCAAGCCUAUUUUGUACGUCCGCGGGGCGCAUUACUCGAGCGACUUUCAACAAUUAUUUGAAAACGCCUUUAUAACAUCUUUGAAGUGAUUAUCCGUUUGUAUAAUAAUUGAGACAUACAAACCAAUCAUAUUUUUUUGAAAUAUUUUAGAAAUCAGCGUUCCUAAUCUAACUUAAAAAAACUUGGAUUUAUAAAGAGUACAAUGCGGAAAUAGGUGCAUUAUUGCCACAUCAGAAAGGUGAUCUUUUUUAAUAAUUUAAAAAACCUUUAUGGUCUGCACACUUUACUAGAAGAUAUUAGCACCUCGACCUUUUUUAAUUAAUGGCUUCUUCUUCUUUGAUGUCUCAGAUAAUCUCCUGUGAGGCGCAGCAACACGCUUUCUGUUUGUCUUGCCUCACAACAUUCGUUGAGUCACGCACAUCCACAGGAAAACCGCCAACUGGGUUGGCAAUGCGCCUUGGCUGUCCUUUGGGGUUUAAAUGUGGAUCACAACUUGAACCUUACCUACUGCAGGAUAUCAUUGACGAAAUUGCUGCGACAUCAAAGGAGAAAACCUCAAGAGGUCCUUCCUGCGAUGGACAGACUUCUUCCAGGUCUUGUCCGAAUGAUCGAUGCUCCUUUAAUUUUCGGCCCGAUGACGGCGAUUUUGAAACUCUUUAUCCGUGGUGCCCAGAAUGCUGCGCCUUUUAUUGCUGUACUUGUCAAAGACGACUUGGAGAUGAAGGAUACACCGACCAUAUUUGUCCAGCCGAAGGUCAGAUCACUGACAUAACUAAUGAUGCCGUAGCAAGCCAAACAUUGUGCAGAGUAGUUUGCGAGGCUAUGUUUGUACGAUGUCCCAGCAACUCUUGCCAGUCGACUGACCGAGCGGAAGACCUGAUAGUGAAGAGGAAUGAGGAUUGUAACGCUAUAAGAUGUUGGACAUGUCAAAGAUUCUUCUGCUUCAUUUGCACGAAAGACCUGGGGAUGAACAGAGAAGAUGCACUUAAGGCAUUUCCACACAGGUAAGAAAUGUUCCGGCCGCAUACAUUAUAACCUUUUGAAAGUAAUCCGCGAUUGCAAUGGUUUUGAUUCAGUUGGGCGGGUCACUUCUAUUCUACUGAUCUGAGAUCUCAAUCGGGUUAGUUUAAUAUUUACCCCGUAUUUAUCUAAUUAUAAUUUAAAUUAAGUUCCUUUAACUAGCUGUUUUAAUUUUAUCUGUUUGAUUGGGAGAGAGCAUGGGAGGAAAAAUAGCUUAGCCCCACCUGCUUAUCUUAAAAUGAAUGAUAAAAUUACUCGCAGUUUUUAUUACUAUCAAUACCUCCCAGUAAAGUAUGAAACCGAUUUAAAAAAACAAGUGUGCUGAAACUUUUCGCAAUUUCCGGGAAAAUGCUGGAUUCCCCUUGGAACUCUUUUAAAAGAGUUGGUUUCAUUGAUCUAUAUCUUUACCUAUUUCUAUUUACACAGGAAUGCUAGCGAAGCUAACGCUCCUUGCUGCUGGCUCUUCGACGAUGGAUUGAGCGGAAAUACUAAAACAAGAGCGUUACUGAUACGGCAGAUGAAUGCAGCAGCCGAUUAUCUUCGUUCUCUCCAAAUGAGCAACGAAAAGAAAUUGAUUUUGCUGAAUAGUAAUAGGGAAGUACUGGGGGACGUAUUCACGCAUUUGAUCAAGAAAUAUGGACCCAAAAGAGACCAAGAGAAGUGUGUCAUAUUGUAGAGUUUUUAAAAAGUGUGUUAUACGCGCACUAAGAUUUUGAAGCGCUUAAUUGAGAACAGAGCUAGUGAUAAAUGUAUUAUAAUGCGAAAAAGGACUGCUCUUUAAGUAAUGUAAUUACAUAUUAUACGUACUUCUUAAUCUGUUCUAGAAAGGUUGAUUGAAAAGUCACAUUUAGCUUUUUAUUAUCAAUAUUUGAACGGAAUCAUAAUUCUACAUUAGAAUAAGAAAGCUUUCAUCUGGACAGGGCCCCUUCAAAAGGCUUUUUCAAAGAUGCCCAAGCUCUUAUUAUUGCAAGGCCUUGGAUUCGAAAUUUAUUAGUUUUUCGUGACAUAUAAAGCUCAUUUUUCAAGAAAGGUUUAGCUGUUAGCCUAAUUUUAAAAUUAACGCUUUCGGAACUCGGAAAUGGCCUAGUGGACGGUGACUCAAAAAAUAAAUAAUUGUGACAGUGCUUGAUUUUUCAGAAUACAUAUUUCGAAAAAAUACAAAAUCCUACUUGUAAAUCUCGGUAUAAAUUCAGCUACAUUUUCCUUGUAUAUAAAAUCAUGGAGAAUUUUAAUCACAGUUAUAUGUGAAUAACCCAGAUUAUUGUUAUGAACCGUGACUUCGUGUAGAUCGCGAUGAAUGUCACACUUCAUGAUUUCUUUUCCAGAGAAAAUAUAUUUACUAUUUGAAUCGGUUCAGAAAAGAGGAAGGUUGUAAUUUCCAAG
Messenger RNA from Pocillopora meandrina, 4344 nucleotides. The record is from the annotation of a GenBank genome assembly. Lineage: Eukaryota; Metazoa; Cnidaria; Anthozoa; Scleractinia; Pocilloporidae.